AUGGGUUUCCUCGCGACGGUUCAAAAGAUUUUGUCCCCGAGCGCAAAGGCGAACUCGACGAUGACGCCGACGGGUGACGACGUGCCGACGAUGGAUGCGAAACGAGCGCGCGUGACGAGCGCGCGAACGCGGAAUGAAACCCCGGUGAAGACGGAGAUGGCGGAAGGGGGGGUGGAGAACGUCAAGGAGGAGCUGGAGGCUGCGGCGGAUGACGACGACGUCGGCGAGGACGGUUUGACGGCGUUCGAGCGUGAGCGCGAAGCGUUGAUCAAGCGAAAUAAGGCUCGGAUGGAGGCGUUGAACAUCUCAACGUUGUCCGCGGAUGUGGGGGGUCGGGCGAAGGGACCGGCGCCGAGCUCGCGUGGGAUCGGAAGUAAGCGAAGGAGAGAGGCGAAGGAACCGGUGGAGCCGACGAGACGAAGCUCGAGAGCGAGGAAAAUCGCGCCAGAACUCGCGAGUGGAGUCGCGUACGAGCGACGCGAUGGGAGUGUGGUGUUGGCUGACGGGGCGACGUACAGACCGGACGGCUCUUACGCGGAACCGCCGGUGAAGACGCGGCCGAGCGGCGAGGUGAAGCUCGAGAGCGAAAAUGGCAGCGAAAAGACGGACGCCGCCUUCGUGGAGGAGUUGCGAACGAAGAUGGGCGCGUUCGUGGAGACCAAAGCGCGAGGCAUCACCGCGAGUGUGCGAGAAAUGGUGAAAAAUAAGCUGACUUUGCGCGAGGAGGACGUCGCGAAGUGCGUGCCCAAGGGGGUGACGCACUUGGAUUUUUCACACGACGAGUCCAUGCUGCUCGUCGCGUCUGGGGACAAGGAGGGACACAUCGGACUCUGGCGCGUCGACAAGCAGGCAAAGGAGAACGAUGAAGACGACGAUGACGUCGUGGACGACGGUGUGCUGUAUUACAAGGCACACGGGAACUACAUCUCGCACUGUAAAUGGGGGCACGGAGCUCUUCGCGGCAAACUCUUCACGUGCGCGUACGACGGCGCGGUUCGCGUGCUCGAUCCCCAAACCGGAUCGUUCGCGGAAACACUGUACUCCGAAGAGGACGAGUUCUCGGCGUGUGAUCAGUUCUCACACGGGAACAACGCGUUGGUGUGCGAUAACGUGGGUAACUUGCACCAAGUAGACCUUCGCGCCGGAAAGUUCACCGCAAAGAGCCUGAGCAUUCACGAGAAGAAAAUCAACACCGUGCACAUCGAUCCCGGGAACGAAAAUCGGUUCGCCACGUCGACGAACCAGCUCGUGAGCGUGUGGGACGUUCGCAAAUUGACCAAGAACGCCAAGGCGGUGCACGAAAUCCCGCACAGUAAAUCCUCCCAAGCCGCGUACUGGUGUCCCGACGGCUCGGGCGCGCUCCUGACGACGUGCUACGACGACGCCCUGCGCGUGUGGAACCCCGAUCAGGACGUCAACAACCCAUCGGCAUUGAUCAGGCACAACAACCAAACCGGUCGCUGGGUCCUCCCCUUUCGCGCCGUCUGGUCCGCCGCCGGCGACGGCGUCCUCUGCGGCUCGAUGCAGCGUCACGUCGAGAUCUUCAACCCCAAAUCCGGCGCCUCCGUGGCCAAGUACUCCUCUCCCGAUCACAUGACCGCCAUCGCCAGUCGUUUGGCGUGUCACAGAACGUUAAACUACGUCGCCGCCGGCACCGCCAGCGGUCGCGUCCACGUCUAUCGCGCCGACGGGCGGUAA
Molecule: messenger RNA, 1698 nt
Organism: Ostreococcus tauri
Lineage: Eukaryota; Viridiplantae; Chlorophyta; Mamiellophyceae; Mamiellales; Bathycoccaceae
Product: WD40 repeat
Exons: 1
Coding region: 1-1698 (565 amino acids)
Biological process (GO): regulation of DNA damage checkpoint
Cellular component (GO): nucleus
Molecular function (GO): DNA binding; protein binding
Source: RefSeq, a predicted model, not a curated record